AUGGAUAUCAGUAUGCGCUCCAGUGUGUCCUCUUACGGGGACCCGCGCUAUCUUUCCACCGUGACUGCUUCCGAUGCCCCAGCUCCUGUCGUGCCGCUUGGAAAGUCGCUGGUGGACGGAUACCGAGAUACCCUUGACCCCCAGGCCGAUGACCGAUCGCGCUACACUCCGCUCAGCACGAACCACCCGCGAAGCUCGGCUCUCCCAAAUGCCAACGACUCCGUGACCAUGUACCUCUUAACUCAGACCGCCUUAGGGGAUAGCUCAAACUACGAAGUGCUGUCAUUUGAGGAGGUAGAGGACCUGAAAAGGGAAACCACAGUAUUGUCGAGUCGGAUCGCAGGCACAAAACGAAAAUUGGAGCUGGAGACAAAACUGCGAGAUGCGGCGCAAUCGCUCGGUAGGCUGUACAGCCCGCCCAGUCCGCGCAGCAGCGGCGAGUACGGAAAUACCCAUCGGAGAAGUCGAAACGUCUUUGGCCGCAGUGGAACUUCCGAGGCUCUCGAUAAGAGUGAUUCCGAGCUCGCUGUGAGCCAGCGGCGGUGCGAACAGCUUGCACAGGAGCUAUGGAAGCUAGAGUCAAGGGCCCAGAAGACUAGACAGCGCUUACUAGAACACACCGCGGGUGUGUUGCAAAUGACACACAAGGGUUUGAAAAAAGGACCCAACAACUCUGCCUCAAAUAACGCUUAUGACGCCCACGACUUCGACGACCGAAGCCUCUACCGGACUACCGAACAUCUGGAUAGCUUUGGCGUACACGGGAGGAUCGAGCCUAGUGUGGCCCUGCCCGUGAGCAAUGAAGCCAUGCAGGCUAUGGAGCGCAGGCUGGAGGAAAUCAGCGAACGCAUGCACGAUAUGAUGAUUCAGUCCAACCCCGGUGAAUUCAUCGACCCCCCUCCACAGCUGUCAAAGGAUGGAGGACCGGUCAACCCCAAUGGGACGGCCGAGGCACACUUAGCCUACAUCCAGAAUGGCAUGGACAAGAUCGUCCUGCACAUGGGCACAGAUCGCAGUGCUCCUUUGGCAGCUUCCGAGGUCUCCCCGGAAGCCGAAGGUGCCUGGAAAGUUCAACUCACAGAGAUCAACAAUCAAGUGCAGACCAUCGUUGAUCGCUUUGGAUUGACCCACUCGCCAACUUUGCCCCCGCCUCCCAAUGCCGACCACGGCGAGGGACUGAAAGAGCAACUCUCAUACCUCCAAACUGGUGUAAACGGACUGGAGAAUCGAGUCGAUAAAGUUUUGGAGCAGAAGAGCAUUCUCACAACCCAAAUUCAGCAACAACGUGAACUCAAUUCCAAGUCUGAUGCGGAACGAGAUGCUCAUAUUGGCGAGUUGACGGAACAAUUGACCUCCGUUCGCAGAGACCUCGAGGUGUCUGAGCGUGAAAGCAACGCCAGCCGUGAUGAGCUAACUCAGGUCAUGGAGCAACUUAAUGCCAUGCGUCACAGUGGCUCUUCUCAAGAAGAAUCCAAGGCAGCUCUGGUACAGGCGGAGGGUGAAGUCGCACGCUUGCAAAGCGUCGUCACUUCAUUGCAUAGCGAAGCCGAUGCACGGAUCAACGAGGUUAGCGAAGCCAGGGACGCCCAAGAUCAAGCCCAAGAGGAGGUUAAACGCCUCCAGGACCACCUGGAUGCGUUGCAAAGAGAUUAUGAUGCCCGAGUUGAGGAAGUCAGCAAUGCCCGGGACCGUGCCGAAGGUGAAGUCAAGCAACUGCAGGCUAUUGUUGAAGCGAUGCAAAACGAUACCAACACCAAGAGCGAAGAAGCCAGAGAAGCCCGUGAACAUGCAGAGAACGAGGUCCAGCGCCUAAACGCCCUUAUAAUUACUAUGCAGCACGAGACCGCUUCCAUGUCUGAGGUUAGAGAAGCUCGUGACCAAGCGGAAGAUGAAGUGAAGCGUUUGCAGUCUGUCAUUGAAGACUUGCAAAAUGAAACAGAGGCUAAGGGCAAAGAAGCGAGAGAGGCCCGUGAUCACGCAGAAAGCGAAAGUCAGCGCCUGCAGGACGUUAUUGUUGCGAUGCAACGCGAUACCGAUUCUAGAUCUCUAGAGGCUAAGGAGGCUCUUGAUCGUGCGGAAGCUGAAGUCAAACGUCAGCAAGUUGUCAUUGAAACUUUGCAAAUCAAUGGCAGGGAACUCCAAGAAGCCCAUGAUCAUGCAAAGAAUGAAAUCCAGCGCCUGCAAAACCUCAUUGAAACCAUGGAAAACGAUAGCGCGAGUAGCAGGGAAAUCCAAGAAGCACAUGAUCAUGCAACGAGUGAAAUCCAGCGCCUGCAGAAUAUCAUUGAAACCAUGCAAAACGACACUGAUUCAAGAUCCGAGGAGAUCAACGGCGCUCGUGACCGCGCGGAGAAAGAGGUGGCCCAACUCGAAGCCGCCAUUCAACAAAUUCGCAGCCAAUCCGAUGCUCGUGUCCAAGAAGCAGACAGCCAACGCGCGCAGUCUGAUGAAACUGCUACUCGCCUGCAGAACGAGAUGACUGAGCUCGAAGGCGAGAUUGUGCGGGUCACAACGGAAUUGACAAUGGUCAAGGCAGAGCUGGACGGUGCUUAUGGUACCAGAGCUCAACGUGCGGCUGAAGUCGCCACCGACCCCGGUAUCCAAAGGGAGAACGAUGCUCUGGUCACCCGGAACAUCGAGCUUACCGAGGAGCUUGCUGCGCUCAAGAGCCAGCGGGGAGGUGGCGAUCUUCAACAGCGGGCGGAUACCCUUGAAAGGGAGCUGCGCGAGACUAUUGACGACUAUGAAGCCAUGACCAAAGCCAGUAUCGAGUUUGAGAAGGAACGUGAACGAUUCGAAGGAUUCAUCGACAGUCUGCGGGACCGUUGCGAGCACCUCGAGACGCAGCUGGCGGAAGAACGAAUUAGCUGGAUGAAUUUGAGUAGUCCCACAUCUGUUGGUCGCGAUGGUGCUUCUGAGACCACGUCGACCAUGGUGCUCAAGAAUGAGUUCAAGAAGAUGAUGCGUGACACGCGCAACGAGAACAUGAAGAUAUUAAGGGCCGAACAAGAAGAGCGUCGCAGGAUUGAAGGAUUACUGCGAGCCCUCAAAAAGGAACAUGCACAGGUGACUGGAAAGCCAAUUCCCAGCCCAGUUGGCACUCCGUUAUGA
Molecule: messenger RNA, 3111 nt
Organism: Penicillium soppii
Lineage: Eukaryota; Fungi; Ascomycota; Eurotiomycetes; Eurotiales; Aspergillaceae
Product: involucrin repeat protein
Exons: 3
Coding region: 1-3111 (1036 amino acids)
Source: RefSeq, a predicted model, not a curated record